This is a messenger RNA of Lactuca saligna, 934 nucleotides long. The record is from the annotation of a GenBank genome assembly. NCBI's taxonomy places the organism in Eukaryota, Viridiplantae, Streptophyta, Magnoliopsida, Asterales, Asteraceae.
AUGGAUCAAGAUUCAUUCCCCCGUAUCAAAUCACAAGAAGAUAUCGCCGCCAUCAAGAUUCAAAAGGCUUAUCGUGGAUAUUUGGUAAGAAACGGUUCGAAUCCUUUGAAGGCAUGGAGGAGAUUGAAAAUGUAUAUGUAUAGCCAGGCAGUGAAACGACAAGGCGCGUCCACUUUAAAGUAUGUGCAAACAAUGGCUCGUGUCCAGUCUCAAGCUCAAACCAGGAAGAUUCGAAUAGCUGAAGUCAACGAGGCUCUCCGACAACAGCUCCAUCAAAAGCGCAUAAAUAAGCUCAACAACUCCAAAUCCUCAGAGAGAAGCGGUUGGGAUUUGAGCCCGAAAUCUAAGGAACAAGUAGAAGAAAGUUUACGAAGGAAAAAGGAGGCUGUUGAAAGAAGAGAAAAAGUAUUAGCUUAUUCACACACUCAUCAGCAAACAUGGAGGAAGAACUUGAAAAAAACUAAGGGCGCAGACUGGGAAUGGAAUCGGUCGGCAAGCCGCCAAUCACCGCCUUUCAAGGUGGUGGCUCAGCCAGCAAGAUCGCAGUCAAAGGUGGCGGUUUUGUCAACAAAGUCCGUGAAAGCCUGGUCUCCGAUGUCAAAACCUGGUCCCACUCCAAUGGUGUCAGGAAAGAAACGCGUACAAAAUACAGGAGCUUUGGUUGGGUCGGCCAAGAAGCGGGUUGCAGUAUCGGGUUCACCAUCUUCUGUUGGGAAAAAGUCAUUGGGUAGGACAAAUACUAACACCAAAAGGUGAAUGGAAGUUUGAAAAUGGGAAGGUUGUUGUUGGUGAUGUAUGUUGUUGGAGAAAAGAAAAAAAAAAAAUCUAUAUAUAAAUGUACUCGUGUUGUACAAGUAUUUAUGUAUAAAUGAAAAAUGAAGAGCUCAUAUGAUCAAAGAUUUUGAUACCAUAAUUAUGUCCGUUGAUUGUCUUG